AUGGGCCAGCUGAUGGAGCAAGGCUUGGAGCUGGGCAAGGACGGAAUCCAAAGCUCAGAGGGAAGAUGGGCCGAGGCUCAGCUGUCUGUGAGUGGACCACCAGGCCUGGUGAGCUGCCUGCCACCCCGAAGCUCAGCUCUGAGCCAGAGUGGCCGGGGCUCUGUGCCCAGCGACAUGGAAGCCAGGAAGGGGGCUCCCGGGAGGCAGCUGUGCCCACCUGCCGUCACGGUGCUGGCCCUCGCCUCUCUGCUCAGCUGCCUGCCCGCCUCCAGCAAGGCCAAGGUCUACAGCCGCUGCGAGCUGGCCAGAGUGCUGCACGACUUCGGUCUGGAUGGAUACCGGGGAUAUAGCCUGGCCGACUGGGUCUGCCUCGCUUACUUCUCGAGCGGCUUCAACACAGCUGCUGUGGACCAUGAGGCCGAUGGAAGCACCAACAAUGGCAUCUUCCAGAUCAACAGCCGGAAGUGGUGCAAAAACCUAAGCCCCAAGUCCUCCAACCAAUGUCGGAUGUACUGCUCUGACUUGUUGAAUCCUAACCUCAAGGAUACUGUUAUCUGUGCCAUGAAGAUAGCCCAAAGGCCCGAGGGUCUGGGCCACUGGGAGGCCUGGAGGCAUCACUGCCAAGGCAAGGACCUCAGUGACUGGGUGGAUGGCUGUGAAUUCUAG
Molecule: messenger RNA, 666 nt
Organism: Otolemur garnettii (small-eared galago)
Lineage: Eukaryota; Metazoa; Chordata; Mammalia; Primates; Galagidae
Gene: SPACA3
Product: sperm acrosome associated 3
Biological process (GO): fusion of sperm to egg plasma membrane involved in single fertilization
Cellular component (GO): acrosomal vesicle; sperm flagellum
Molecular function (GO): lysozyme activity
Source: RefSeq, a predicted model, not a curated record